GGGUUUGCGUUCGUGCGGUGACGGUGGAAGGAGGUGAAAGAUGGCGGCGGUGUUGCUGGUGCGAGCGGCGGUUUGUCGGAGUGGCGGGAGGCUGGCGCGAACGGCAGUGAUGUCAAUAGCCCAACGGUCCAUGGCGCAUUUCACCUUCGUGCCGGACCCUGAGCCCAACCCUGCACAGUAUGGUCCAACUCAGAAGAUGAACCUUUUUCAAUCCAUUACAAGUGGCUUGGACAAUGUUUUGGAGAAAGAUCCAACUGCAAUGAUUUUUGGAGAGGACGUUGCCUUUGGAGGUGUUUUCCGGUGUACAGUUGGACUCCGGGACAAAUAUGGAAAAGAACGAGUGUUCAAUACUCCUCUCUGUGAACAAGGUAUUGUGGGAUUUGGAAUUGGUGCAGCAGUUACAGGAGCCACAGCCAUUGCAGAAAUACAGUUUGCAGAUUACAUCUUUCCAGCCUUUGAUCAGAUUGUUAAUGAAGCUGCUAAGUAUCGCUAUCGCUCUGGGAACUUAUUUGACUGUGGAAGUUUAACAAUUCGAGCACCUUGGGGAUGUGUCGGUCAUGGAUCGCUCUAUCAUUCUCAGAGUCCUGAGGCUUUCUUUUCCCAUAUUCCUGGAGUUAAGGUGGUUAUUCCAAGAAGCCCUAUCCAGGCCAAGGGAUUAUUGCUAUCAUGCAUAGGGGACAAAAAUCCUUGUAUCUUCUUUGAACCUAAAAUUCUUUACAGAGCUGCUGUGGAGCAAGUUCCUGUAGAAGCCUAUCAAAUCCCUCUUUCGCAAGCAGAGGUCCUGCAGGAGGGAAAUGAUGUAACACUUGUUGCCUGGGGAACUCAGGUUCACAUUAUGAGAGAGGUGGCCAGCAUGGCUCAGGAGAAGUUGGGAGUCUCAUGCGAAGUAAUUGAUUUGAAAACGAUUCUGCCUUGGGAUAUUGAGACUAUAUGCAAGUCUGUUGUGAAAACUGGGCGGUUGCUAAUUAGCCAUGAAGCUCCAGUAACAGGAGGAUUUGCUGCGGAGAUCAGUUCCACAGUUCAGGAAGAAUGCUUUCUUAAUCUGGAGGCACCGAUCAGCAGGGUCUGUGGAUAUGAUACCCCUUUCCCGCACAUCUUUGAACCCUUUUACAUACCGGAUAAAUGGAAGUGCUUUGAUGCUGUGCGGAAAAUGAUAAAUUAUUAAGUGCGGCAGAGAGUUAAGCGUGGACUGGAUUUUGCUGCAUUUUCCAGAGGUCUGUCAUGUUGUAUCCAGACCAAUUCUCAUUGCCCAAAAUAUGAGUUAGCUGCUGUAGCAGAGAAGAUACGAAACCUGUCACAGCUGCAGCAUUCCUGGAAAUCGCAAAAAAAAUGACUACGUGUAUACUUUUCUAUUUAGUCACAAGGGAAAAGGUUGAGCUUUAAACCAGGUUUGUCUUAAGGCAACAAAUUCUUCUGUACUUCUGAUCUAAAGGUGGAUUAAAAUGUUUCUCUACCAUUAUUUAUCUGUAUUUUAGACUGGUUGGUAUUGGUAUUGAGUCUGCAAAAUUGAUUAUGGUUCUCUUUUUGCAUUAAAUGUGCUCAUCCAGUGUAAUAGCAACGAAAGUAAUUUUUAUUACACAUACGGAAAUAAAAAACAUAUAUGUACUUAAGUUUCUGAAAUAAUUUGUGAUUUUUUUUCUUGGCCUCUUCAGAAUGAAGAUGGUGCUGUACAUUUUAAUUAAUUUGCUGUGAAAUCAAUUUUGUUUGAAGACUGAAUUUUUAUAAAUGUCACCUGAAAUUACAUUUUAUCUUGCAUGUAAUGGGAUGAUAUCAAAGCGUUAAGUAAGGUAAUGCAUUGGCAAAUGGACCUUAAAAGUUAAACUCAUUAUGCCUGUUGUAUUAAAGAUUGUAAAGAUAACAUGGACUUCAGUCAAAAUAUGUAUGUGAGCCAAGCAUAUAACUCAGAAUUCUCAAUGAUUCCAAAUCCCAUAUUAACCUCAACUGUAAAAUACAAGAUAGCUGCCUUUUACCACCUUA
Molecule: messenger RNA, 1977 nt
Organism: Carcharodon carcharias (great white shark)
Lineage: Eukaryota; Metazoa; Chordata; Chondrichthyes; Lamniformes; Lamnidae
Gene: bckdhb
Product: branched chain keto acid dehydrogenase E1 subunit beta
Exons: 11
Coding region: 41-1165 (374 amino acids)
Biological process (GO): response to nutrient; branched-chain amino acid catabolic process
Molecular function (GO): catalytic activity
Source: RefSeq, a predicted model, not a curated record